GUAGCCAGAGCAUCUGUGGCGGAGCUUCAUGGUGAUGCUGGUGCUUCUGCGGAAAACAUCGAAAUAGCAAAGCGGCGUUCGAUCUUUUCCAUGGCUCGUUCAACUCACGCCGCCCAGGCGAAGGUCUGAUGCCCGGUGAGAAGGUUCUGUCUCGGGGGAGCAACGUGCGCACUGAGAGCCACGCAGCGGAGCUCCACACGGCCAUGUGAGAGAGGACAAUGGGAGGACAAGAUGCAAAAGACGUUUCAAUCCGGAGGACUGAUGGACACCGAGGGAGUCUUACAAACGUCAGUUCAUUUGAUCCAACUCUGAUAAGGUCAACAACUGUGACAUGGAACACAUCUCUGGCACUACGGUGUCCCAUUUGAAAAGCUGAAAGAGGAAAUGAGGGGCACAUUCUUCUGAUCACAUUGCUGAUCACAAAAGAGUAGGCGUGCUCAAUCUGUGCAAACAACGCAACACUAGCUGAGUCCAAUGACUGCUCUGGAUAGCGUGACCACGAACACAUCUCUCCCGCAUCCAAGUCCUGACCAUCAACACACAUAUGUGGCACGAGUCAGUCGCGAGUUCUCAGGGGGAAAAGGUGCUUACUCAACAGAAGAGAAACGAGCAGAUGAUGUAUACCUAAGAGUUCCCUCAGCGUUUGUUCUACUCCUCUAGGACGACAAGCUAGGUUCUAUUUUUUUUUUCAAAGAAGGCAGGAAGCAGAAGCCCUGAGUUGUCAUCAUGCCUCGGAACCGGGCCUUUUCUGAGCCAGAGUACUCAGCAGAGUACUCGGCGGACUGCUCUGUCACUCUGCCCUCUGACCCAGGGCAGGCGGUCGGGCGAGCGCACGAGGUCACGGUCCGGAGCUCAGGAUGCUGCCUCUGCCUGCCGCGGUUCAUGCGUCUCACUUUCGCACCAGAGUCUCUGGAAAACCUGUACCAGACCUACUUCCGACGGCAGAGACACGAGACCCUGCUGGUGCUAGUGGUGUUCGCUGCCCUCUUUGACAGUUACAUCAUCAUCAUGUGUGCGGUGGUCUACACCACUGACAAGCUGGCUUCUGUUUUAGUGGCAUCGGUCGGCCUGGCGGCUGACGUUGUCCUCUACCUGCUGUGCCGCUUCGGGCUGCUGCCGGACCGCAUCUCGAGACGGGUGGUGCCAUACGCUCUGUGGGUGCUCAUAGCAGCGCAGAUAUUCUGCUACCUGGGUCUGAACUAUGCUCGCUUCCACCAGGCCAGUGACACUGUGGGCUGGCAGGCUUUCUUCAGCUUUUCCUUCUUCCUGACCCUGCCUUUGAGGCUGACGCCCAUAGUGCUGAUCACUACUGUAUCCUGCGGGGUCCACACACUGGUUCUGGGAGUCACUAUCGCCCAGCAGCAGCAGGAGCAGAUCCAGGGAACAACACUUAGCAGACAGCUGCUGGCCAACGUAGUAAUCUAUAUGUGUGCCAUCACCGUGGGCGUCAUGUCAUACUACAUGGCUGACCGGAAACAUCGAAAGGCCUUUCUAGAAGCAAGACAAUCCCUGGAGGUCAAACUCAACCUGGAGGAGCAGAGCCAGCAACAGGAACGCUUGCUCCUAUCCAUUCUUCCAAAACACAUAGCUGAUGAGAUGCUUCAGGACAUGAAGAAGGAACCGAGUCAGAAAGAGAUGCAGCAGUUCAACACAAUGUACAUGUACAGACACGAAAAUGUCAGUAUUUUGUUUGCAGAUAUUGUGGGCUUCACACAGCUGUCCUCAUCCUGCAGCGCUCAGGAGCUGGUCAAACUGCUCAAUGAGCUCUUUGCUCGCUUUGACAAACUGGCCGCAAAAUAUCACCAGCUGAGGAUCAAGAUCCUGGGCGACUGCUACUACUGUAUCUGUGGGCUGCCAGACUACAGGGAGGACCACGCUGCAUGCUCCAUCAUGAUGGGCCUGGCCAUGGUGGAGGCCAUCUCGUAUGUCAGAGAGAAAACACAGACCGACGUGGACAUGCGUGUUGGACUGCACAGCGGUACAGUCCUCGGGGGGGUACUUGGUCAGAAACGUUGGCAGUACGACGUCUGGUCCACAGAUGUCACUGUGGCCAACAAGAUGGAGGCGGGAGGGAUACCCGGUCGUGUCCACAUCUCACAGAGCACCUUGGAAUGUCUUCAUGGAGAGUUUGAUGUUGAGCCAGGGAAUGGAGGUGAGCGCUGUGACUACCUGAGGGAGAGGGGCAUCGAGACUUUCCUAGUGGUUGUUCCUAAAGGACCUGUGGGGAAGAGUGGCAUCAAUGGUGUAAAGCUGUCCGUUACCUCUUCCAACGGAAACUCCCCCCUGUUGAUCAACACCACAGAGUGUAACGGCAGUGUAAACACAGCGUGCACCUCCCCGGAGGAACCAGAAGACCUUGAUACGAGGGUGGUAAAUCCAUCUUUCCCUAACCCUCGGAGAAGGCUUCGGCUGCGGGACCUGGCUGAAAGGGUCAUCGAUGCCCAGGAGAACGAACAGGAGCUCAACAAACUGCUCAACGAGGCUCUGCUGGAAAGAGAGACGGUCCAAGCUCUGAAGGGGAAACACACCAACAAACUCUCCCUGAGGUUUGCGGAUCCAGAGCUGGAGACUCGAUACUCUGUGGAGAAGGAGAAACAGAGCGGAGCUGCCUUCUGCUGCUCCUGUGUGGUCCUGCUCUUCACUGCAGCUAUGGAGGCCCUCAUAGACCCCUGGCUGAUUGCAAACUACAUCACAUUUGCAGUGGGAGAAGUCGUUCUGCUUAUCCUGACAAUCUGUUCUCUCGCGGCCAUCUUCCCUAGAGAAUUGUGUAUGUGGAAGGUCUUUCCCAAGAAGCUAGUGUCUUUCUCCACCUGGAUCGACCACACCCGCUGGGCUCGUAACACCUGGGCUAUGGCAGCCAUCUUCAUACUCACCGUGGCCGACAUCACGGACAUGCUGAGUUGUCUGCCUCAAGUCCCAGAUUCAGACAGCCCCACAGUUGCCCCAUCCGCUUCCUCCUCAUUUUCUUCCUCCUGGUCUGGCUCUGAUGGUUGUCUGGACAACCCCAAAUAUUAUAGCUACGUGGCUGUGCUGGCACUGAUGGCCACAACCAUGCUGGUUCAGGUCAGUCACAUGGUCAAGCUCACGCUGAUGCUGCUCAUCACAGUGGCCACCGGCAUUGUUAACAUCUACAGCUGGAGGGACAUCUUCGACAGCUAUGACAUGGCCCGUUUUCAGGACUACAGGUCAUACCUGGUGCCCUCCAAGUUCACAAUGACAAUUAUGAUCUUCAUUAUGAUGGUCAGCUUCUAUUAUUUCUCUCGUCAUGUGGAGAAGCUCGCCCGCACCUUGUUCCUGUGGAAGAUCGAGGUCCAUGAGCAGAAGGAGAAAGUGUACGAGAUGAGACGGUGGAACGAAGCACUGGUGACCAACAUGCUGCCUGAACAUGUGGCUCGACACUUCCUGGGCUCCAAAAAGAGGGAUGAGGAGUUGUACAGCCAGUCCUACGAUGAGAUUGGAGUCAUGUUUGCCUCGAUUCCCAAUUUCUCUGACUUCUACACAGAGGAGAGCAUCAAUAAUGGAGGAAUCGAGUGCUUACGAUUCCUCAAUGAGAUCAUCUCUGACUUUGACAGUCUGCUGGAUGAGCCUCAGUUCCGCUGCAUAACAAAAAUCAAGACCAUCGGCAGCACCUACAUGGCAGCAUCAGGUGUCACCUCAGAUGUCAGCAACGGAUACACAUGCAUGAAGAAUGAGGAGCAGUCUGAUCGAGAGCGCUGGCAGCACCUGGCAGACCUGGCCGACUUUGCUUUGGCCAUGAAGGUCACACUCAUGAACAUCAACUAUCAGUCCUUCAAUAACUUCAUGCUACGAAUCGGUCUGAAUAAGGGUGGAGUGUUAGCAGGAGUGAUCGGUGCCCGAAAACCCCAUUACGAUAUUUGGGGCAACACUGUGAAUGUGGCCAGUCGCAUGGAGUCCACGGGUGUCAUGGGAAACAUCCAGGUGGUGGAGGACUGCUACAACAUCCUGAAGGAGUACAGCUUCCGCUUUGUGAGGAGGGGGCCCAUCUUUGUGAAGGGAAAAGGGGAACUACUCACGUAUUUUCUGAAGGGAAGAGACAAACAAGGCUCAUUUAUCAAUGGCUCCUCUGUCACUCUUCCACACCAGGUCGUGGACAGCUAAGGACCACACACACACGCCCAUGACAAGGCACUGGAGAGUUUUUGGAAUGAAGUCAUUUGCCUAAAAUUGCUCUAGCUCCUAAACUUAACUGAAUGUUUACAUGUCAAAUAAAAACACCACUGAAACACUUUCAUACACACCUGUGAUCACACACCACUCACUACCGAACACACACACACGUGCUGUGUACUAUUUGUGUGAUUAUAUGUGCCAGUAGAGAUUGUAUUUAAAUUUGAAUGUCAUAUUCAAUGAAUUAACAGAAAAGAUUAGAACCUGAUUUUUGGAGUUAUUGGAAUGAAAAUUAUGUUUUGAAUUUGACCUAUUAAUUUUGAGGAUGACUAAUUCAAAUAUAUGUAUAUUUAUUUGAAUACAAUGAUGGUCUUUAUAUCUUUCCAUAAACAUGUCUCAGAUAAAACAGAACAUUGAUCACACACACAGCCUUUUUGUGCCAGUUUGAUGCCAUCUCUGCGGCACAUUAGCACUCUGUGGCUUCUGAAUGGCUAGCCUAAAUUUUGGACUGCUACCCAUUGACAGAAUACUGCCAUAUACGUGACCCUGACAAACUGAUCUGGGCUCAGAUUUCCUGUCUUUGAUGAGCGAGAUGAUGUAGAAGUGGAGUAAUAAGAGGCCAGAGGUGAUGAUACGGACUGAUCUGCCAAGGUGUAGUUGUGUAUUUAGUGUAUUUUUCCAGUACUGUCCUCUCUGCUCCUGGAGCGGAUACAUAGACUGCAUCACCUGCCCUGCGGUGUGGAACAGGUGUGUACUAUGUUGGUUUUAGGGAGGGACAAGUGAUGCUGUCCAGAGGGAAGCACACAUGGAAGACAUGAAUACUUUUCACAAUGAUUGUGGAUUGAUGGAAGUGCCUAUGACAGCUGUGACCACCAUGUUUUCUUGUAGUUAAACCAUUACUUGGCCUUCUACAGGCGGGGUCCUGUAGUCCUCUCACAGUGUUCCUGUUUAUUUCAUGUUGUCCUGGUACAAACCAGUUACUGUACACUGGACGGCUAAGAUGUUCAGACACGAUGGCAUUACCAAAAGUGGGUCCAAGUGUUCAAGAAACAGCGUCGUGAUCCUCUGGUCCGACAGGUUGGAAACACUUCAACAGCUGAGACAAAACUGUUAAAUGCUUCAUCAAUUUAAUUUUUUUUAUUUUGACAGCACUUCAUAGGAUUACAGGUGUAUUAAUUAUGAUAUGAAAUGGUAUAGAUGAGCUUAUUAAAGUGUUCCUUUCCAACCUG
This is a messenger RNA of Gasterosteus aculeatus aculeatus (three-spined stickleback), 5357 nucleotides long. The record is from RefSeq and is a predicted model, not a curated record. Lineage: Eukaryota; Metazoa; Chordata; Actinopteri; Perciformes; Gasterosteidae.